UCCCGAGUUCCUCGAAAAGCCUGCGCGUCGUCGUAAAGCUCUCGAGUCUUUUCUCUGUUCGGGGGCUAAAAACAAAACCGGGCCUCUUCCUGAACUGGAAUUUCUGAAAUCAUCCCAUCAUUCUAGCGCAAUCCUUCUAUGGAAACCUCGCUCCACUCUCUCCCUCUCUGAUUUCACCACCUCUUAAUUCCUCUUUCUCUCGCUAGUCGCUACCACACAACAUCGUUAGUGGUUCGGCGCGCGGGGCCGCUAGACCAAGGGCGAAAACCCUAGCUCCGACUCCGAUUCCGAUUCCGAUUCCCACCGCCGCUCCUCCCGCCUCACCCAUGGCGACCGGCGCCUCCGAGGGCGAGCCCCGUCGCAAGCACCGCCGCUCCUCCUCCCCCUCCCGCGGCGACGAGGAGGACGACGCGGAUAGGACGACCUCGAAGAGGCACAAGCACCGCCACCACCGGCACCGCCACGGCCGCAGCCACCGCCACGCCAGCAAGAAGGCCGUGGAGGAAGCCGGUUCCGGAGGCGACGGCGUCGAUUCUUCUUCCCCUCCUCCUCCUCUUCCUCCUGCCGUUGCCUUGCCUCCUCCGCCGCCGGCCUCUUCGAGGCACGAUGAUGACGUGGAGGAAGGAGAGAUUCUCGAAGAGGACGCUUCUGAGCCUGUUGAGGAGUUUAAGAAUCUGGUAAGUAAAUCUGAAUCCGGUGUGCUGUCUGCCGAAGGAAGUGUUGGAGUUGUUUCUGGAAAUUCAAACUCAAUGGUUGAUGAACUCCAGUCAGCAGUUGCCAAUGACAGUAAAGUAAAUGGCGGGAUAGGUCACGAGUCUUUUAGGAAGGAUAAGAGUCAUGGAUCUAGAUUGCACUCUAAAGGUAACGAAAAGGCUAAGAACCGAUAUACUGCUGACACCAUGGAGAGUAGAGACAGUGACGCAGGUGAUCCCGCCGAUAGACACAAGACAUCCCCCUGCUCACCAAGUUCUGACAUAUACAGAGACGAUGGUUCGAGGUCACAAGAUUCUGUGAGGGAAAGAUCUCGAUCGCAGAGCAGUUUACCAUAUGGAGGCUCACCUUUAAAGCGAAGAAACCAUAUAGAAAGGGAGUCCUCAUAUCUUUCCGAGAAAAGCAAGAUUGAAUAUGAUCCAGAUGAUCAAAAUAUGACUCGGCGCAGCAAGGAUAAAUUGCAUAACACUAGAGAUAUUGUGAAGGACGAGGAAAGGGAAAGGAUUAACUCUAACAGAAGGUAUGGUAGCACGGAGGAUCAGCAUCACAGCAGGGAGAGGAGUAACAGAGAUAAAAGCAUGGGGAGUAAUGUCGACGCAAUAGACAGGAGAAGGGAAGACCGGGAAAAAAGCAAAGAUAGGGAUGUGGAGCCGGUCCAUAGAAAGAAAAGUGAACGUGAAAGGAGCAAAGAUAGGGACGUUGACAGGGACUAUAGAAAGAAAAGUGCACGAGAACGGAGCAUCGGUAGGGAGUUGGAGUGGGAUAGGGGAAGAGAGAAAGAAAGAGAACUGAGCAGGGAGAGGGGCUUGGAGAGGGAUGGGAGACGGGAUAGAGAAAGAGAAAUGAGCAGGGAGAGGGAUAUAGAUAGGGAUAGGAGAAGAGAGAGAGAAAGAGAAAUGAGCCGGGAGACUGACAUUGAUAGGGAUAGAAGAAGAGAAAUAGAAAUAGAAAGGAGCUGGGAGAGGGACAUGGAUAGGGAUAGAAGAAGAGAGAAGAGGAGGGAGAGGAGUAUAGAGAGAGAUAAAGAGAGAGAUAGAAGAAGAGAAAGAGAGAGAGAAAGAGAAAGGAGCUGGGAUAGGCCCAGAGAUGGUAGGAGAGACAAGGACAGAGAGAGAAUCAGGGAGCGGAGUAGGGAUAGGAGCUGGAAAUCAGAGCGGUUGGAUGAUGGAAAGAGGGAGGAACGUAGGGAUGCCCGGGGUGGCGACAAGUAUGAAAAUGUUGAAGAUGGUUACGUCGAUAAGCAUGGAUAUUCAAAGCACCCAAGACGAAAUGAAGUGGGAGAUGACAUUGAUGGAAUAAGCAGAGGGUUUUCAACAAAAAUGAGUGCUGCAACUAUGGACGAUGAUAAGGAAGUACACACAAGCGAUGAGGAUGACCUUGAUGGAAAGUUUUCAUUGGAGAUAGCUGAGCAGGAAGAGGAGGAUGUCAAUAGAAUUAAGGAAGAAAGUAGAAGACGAAGGCAAGCCAUUAUGGAGAAGUACAAGAAUAUGCAGCAGCAGCAACAAGAAGAGCAUGUCCAGCCUCAGGCGGAGGAUGCGGUGGAAGACAAAGCACGUCCAAAAAAAUCAACAGCAGAAGUUCCUGGUAGUAUUGCGGAAGGUGGGGAUUUGUAUGUUGCCGAACCAUCAUUUUCUAUUGGAAAAUCGCCUAUUCGAAAUGGAAUUACUGCUAAUGACAGGAGCUCUGGUGAAAGAGGUCUGGGGGAGGGUACACCGAAGAGUGAGGGAUCGGAUGACAUCUUCUGUGAUGAUAUAUUUGGAGAUUCUCCUGCUGGUGCACGUAAGAUGGGUAAAGGAGGUGGUUUACCUGUCGAAAGGAGUGGUCUCCAUGACAAUUGGGAUGAUGCAGAGGGCUACUAUAGCUAUCGAUUUGGUGAGAUACUUGAUGGACGAUAUGAAGUUAUUGCUGCUCAUGGGAAGGGAGUUUUUUCGACUGUUGUUCGUGCGAAAGAUUUGAAGGCUGGCAUUGGUGAACCAGAAGAAGUGGCCAUAAAAAUACUGCGAAAUAAGGAGGCUAUGUACAAGGCUGGUGUUGAGGAGCUUGGCAUAUUGAAAAAAUUAGUAGGUGCAGAUCCUGAAGACAAGCGGCACUGCGUUCGUUUACUCUCCAGUUUUAAGUACCGCAAUCAUCUUUGCCUGGUUUUUGAAUCUCUUAAUAUGAAUCUGCGUGAAGUUUUAAAGAAGUUUGGUCGCAAUAUUGGUCUUAAAUUAACUGCUGUUAGGGCUUAUGCGAAGCAACUCUUUAUUGCUCUGAAGCAUCUCCGAAACUGUGGUGUCCUUCAUUGUGAUAUAAAGCCUGAUAACGUGCUGGUUAACGAGGCAAAAAAUGUGUUGAAGCUUUGUGAUUUUGGAAAUGCCAUGUAUGCUGGAAAAAAUGAAAUCACGCCAUAUCUCGUGAGUCGCUUUUAUCGUGCCCCGGAAAUCAUUCUUGGCUUGCCUUAUGAUCAUCCAUUGGAUAUGUGGUCUGUGGGUUGCUGUUUAUAUGAGCUUUACGCUGGGAAAGUUCUUUUUCCUGGCCCUAGCAACAAUGACAUGCUUCGUCUACACAUGGAAUUGAAAGGCCCCUUUCCAAAGAAACUUCUUCGAAAGGCAGCAUUUGCAGACCAGCAUUUUGAUGCAGACCUGAAUUUUCUUGCUAUAGAAGAGGAUUCUGUCACCAAAAAGAGCAUAAGGAGAAUGAUUCUUAACAUCAAGCCUAAGGACAUUGGGUCGAUUAUCAAGGGUUCUCCUGGUGAGGAUCCAAAGAUGUUAGCCAACUUUAAGGAUCUUUUAGACAAAAUUUUUGUAUUGGAUCCAGACAAGAGGAUGACCGUACAACAAGCUUUGAAUCAUCCUUUCAUCACGGAGCUUCAAGAGGGUUUAUGCCAUUAUUGAAGGGGGAUGACGUUUGUUCAAGAAUACACUUUACUGGCGGUUCUUUCAGUGGAUUGUACUGUUCCUAUUGAUAUCUCCCACUGCUUUGAGGCAACCUUCCAGUGUUUAAUUGCUUUACAAAGGCACUCUGGAGAAGGCUAUACACUGGAGACUUAUCGCAGCAGCCUUCAAAGUGGAAGGAUGCGUCCGGCACAGGUUCCAUGCCUCUGCGAGUCUCUCGCAGACUUCAAGGACGAGUGUUUCACAGUUUAAGAGACAGCUAAAUCGUUGCCUUUGUAUGAAGUUAAAAUUCCCGGCCAACAAGCUUUACAUGAAGAAGAUAGCAACCUAUUGAAACAUAAAACUUUCGUCGGAGAGUCUGGUGGCAAUGUGCGAGCUGCUUAUUUGUCAUCCUUGAUCACUGGGCAUCACUAUUAACUUGCUUCUGUUUCACUCCAUUCUCUCACACAACUAUAGCUCUGCAUUCUCCCCCACUUCCUUGCCAACGUGUACUGGAGAGGUAGACACACCAGAUAAGGAGGAUCUAUAGACAUCCACAGCAAUCUCUUUAGAAGUGCUCCUUCUCCAUUAGUCUGCCAAACUUCUUCUGUGAGAACUCAGGAGGUCAUUGAUUAGUAUUACCAGGGUGGUUCUGAAGAUAUUUAGGCUGAGAGUUUUAAGUUGUCCACCUAAAGAGAAAGGGGGAUGUUUUCUUUACCUUCCAUUGCAUCUCAAGAUUCUCAACACGUUUUAUAGCAACAUAAGGACAAUUGGGUGGAUAAUGACAAGUUUAGUGUGGAGACGCACUUGUGGUUUUGA
Messenger RNA from Rhodamnia argentea, 4382 nucleotides. Its product is annotated as serine/threonine-protein kinase prpf4B. Gene Ontology annotation, biological process: mRNA cis splicing, via spliceosome; peptidyl-serine phosphorylation; peptidyl-threonine phosphorylation. The record is from RefSeq and is a predicted model, not a curated record. Gene Ontology annotation, molecular function: ATP binding; protein serine/threonine kinase activity. The transcript has 17 exons. Lineage: Eukaryota; Viridiplantae; Streptophyta; Magnoliopsida; Myrtales; Myrtaceae. Bases 327 to 3584 code for a protein of 1085 amino acids.